AUGAGUGGUGUUCAUGCCCCCCGGGGGGCAACUCCUGCUCCUGACGAGGACUUCAGAGUCUACUACCGACCCCGGAAUCUGUCGUCGGGAACCCACCCCCACGAUGCCUACGACGACUGCGAUGACGUGGUGGUCUCCUACCAUCCACCCCCUCGUGUGCCCACACCCACGGCACACACUGAGCCUCCCACUGCCACUACUGCCACGAGACACCUGGCGCAGAACAACAAACAUUAUUGGGACCUGCAUGCGUCGACGGAUAAGGAGGUGGGCUUGGGCACGGCCAUGACGGAGGCCACCAGUCCGCCACCUGAAGUGAGUGAGUCUGCGACGUCGACGUCGACGUCGCCGGCCAGCGAAAGUUCAGUUCAGGUGCAGCACGUGCACACGCCCGAAACGCGACACGAAGACGAACUCGACGGGGCUACAGCAGAGCAGGGCUGGGAGGCUGGAGAAGCAGAAGCAGAAGCAGAAGCAGAGGGAGGGUCACACGCGACGACACGGGAGAGCGAGCGUCAGCCGGACGACGUUGCCGCCGCCGCCGCAGCACCGCAGAAGGCGCCCGGGGUGCGCCGAGCGGCCAAGCGCAAGACGCGAGCUGCCGUGGUGGACGCGCUCAAGGUCGCGACUCUCGUGUCCGAUGGCGCGGAGGGGCAGCGCGCGCACGACGACGAAGAAGGCACCACCAGGAAGAAGGCCUUGGGCGCGGCCAAGCCCGACGCAAGCCGGCCGGUCGCGACCGAGCACACAAAAAAGAAGGAGAACAAGGAGAAGAGCGACGGGGUCGAGGGCAGCAACAAGCGGGCAGAGGAGGCGGUGCUCGAGGUGACGCUGGCCGAGGCCGAGCGGGUGUACAGACAGGCCAAGGAGCACCUCGACCUCUGCCAGGGCGCCGCCGGGGCCUACACGCGACGCGACGAGGACGAGGAGGAGAUGGCGCGCUUCUGGCAGGACCACGUCCUCCAGCGCAAGCCCGGCUCCCUCUACGUGUCCGGCAGCCCCGGUACGGGCAAGACACUCACGCUCAGUCGAGUGAUUGAGAAGAUGAAGCAGUGGGAGCGGAAGCACCGGGAGGACGCCCCCGGAUGCAUUGUGGUCGAGUUGAACGGGAUGCAGGUGAGGGCGGAGCAGAUCGAGGAGGCCAUCAUCGAGGCCAUUGCCGGGGCUCCCGGCAGGCGGCUCGAGGAUCUGCUCACGGACCCGAGGCGGCCUCACAUGACAGUGGUGGUCUUGGACGAGCUCGACCAGCUGAUCAUGGCCAAGCAGGCCGACAUCCUCUACAAGCUGUUCGAGAUCACCGCCCUGCCCCGCUCCUCUCUCGUCUUCAUAGGGGUGGCCAACGCGCUUCGGCUGAAGGAGAGCCUUCCCCUCCUGCAGACAGCCAAAUAUGGGGACGUGAAGCAGAUGACGUUCGAGAGCUACAGCGCCGCCCAGCUGCUGGGCAUCUUGAAGGGCAGGCAGGCGAAAAUGGGCUGCAGGCUCUUCGACGAUGCUGCCCUCCAGCUUUGCGCCUCGCAGGCGGCCAAGAUGUCCGGAGACGCCCGCAAGGCCCUUCACCUCGCCACGCUGGCAGUGGAGGAGGCCCUCAAGGACCUGCCCGGCAACUGGGGCAGCCAAGCCCAGCGUGGGCUGCCGCGGGUGUCGGUGCAGCAGAUGUCUCAGGCGAUGGCCGGCGCCCUCGGGCAGGUCAGCAAGCGCGUCGUGCAGAUCCGCGGGCUGCCCACCCUCCAGCAGCUCCUCCUGUGCUGCCUCGUCGUGGCCAGGGCGCAGCUCGCCACACGCGUGUCCGGCCCACUGCCCUGGAAAGUGGUGUUCGACACCUACAAGGCCGUGUGCACGCGAGACGGUUUCGGCGCCGUGACGCCGAGCGAGUUCAGUGACAUGUGCGCCGCACUCGAGGGCCACGCACUCAUUACGACCACCAAGGCCAAAGGCAAAGGCAGCCAGCAGGGCCUGCUCCUACAGGUGUCAGACAGCGAGCUGCGAUCGGCGGUGCAACCGACCAGGUCGCUGGCGCGCGUGCUCCCCGACGCGGCAUGA
This is a messenger RNA of Acanthamoeba castellanii str. Neff, 2040 nucleotides long. RefSeq names its product ATPase, AAA domain containing protein. NCBI's taxonomy places the organism in Eukaryota, Discosea, Longamoebia, Acanthamoebidae. Gene Ontology annotation, molecular function: DNA replication origin binding; ATP hydrolysis activity; ATP binding. The record is from RefSeq and is a predicted model, not a curated record. Gene Ontology annotation, cellular component: nucleus. The transcript is spliced from 10 exons. The coding region runs from base 1 to 2040 and encodes 679 amino acids. Gene Ontology annotation, biological process: mitotic DNA replication checkpoint signaling.